UACGUCUGCGAAGUGCUCCGAACUGAUAUAUGACAAUAUCUACUUUGGAUCACGUGCUCGGGGAGAGAGACUAAGACGGAUAACGCGUCAUCUCGCCUUCCCAAAUUUUCCCCCCUCGCAAGACCGGGUCCAAAACGUCCAUCUGGAGCCGGCAGGAGAAGAGAACGAUGUUUAACUCGGUCAACCUGGGCAACUUCUGCUCGCCGUCGCGCAAGGACAGGGGCGCUGAUUUCGGGGAGCGAGGGAGCUGCGCCUCCAACCUCUACCUGCCCAGUUGCACUUACUACAUGCCCGAGUUCUCCACGGUCUCCUCCUUCCUGCCCCAGGCCCCUUCUCGCCAGAUCUCCUACCCCUACUCCGCCCAAGUGCCCCCGGUCCGCGAGGUCUCCUACGGCCUGGAGCCCUCCGGCAAGUGGCACCACCGCAACAGCUACUCCUCCUGCUAUGCGGCGGCCGACGAGCUCAUGCACCGGGAGUGCCUGCCUCCUUCCACCGUCACCGAGAUCCUCAUGAAAAACGAAGGCUCCUACGGCGGCCACCACCACCCCAGCGCCCCGCACGCAGCCCCCGCGGGCUUCUACUCCUCCGUCAACAAGAACAGCGUCCUGCCUCAAGCCUUCGACCGCUUCUUCGACAACGCCUACUGCGGCGGCGGCGGCGACGCGCCCGCCGAGCCCCCCUGCCCGGGCAAGGGGGAGGCGAAGGGGGAGCCCGAGGUGCCCCCGGCCUCGGGACUAGGGUCCCGGGCUGAGGCGGGGGCCGAGGCCGAGGCCGAGGAGGAAAACACGAAUCCCAGCUCGUCCGGCUCGACCCACUCGGCGGCCAAGGAACCGGCCAAGGGAGCCGCCCCCAACGCCCCCCGCACCCGCAAGAAGCGCUGCCCUUAUUCGAAAUUCCAGAUCCGGGAGCUGGAGCGCGAGUUCUUCUUCAACGUGUACAUCAACAAGGAGAAGCGGCUGCAGCUGUCCCGCAUGCUGAACCUGACCGACCGGCAAGUGAAGAUCUGGUUUCAGAACCGGAGGAUGAAGGAAAAAAAACUCAGCAGAGACCGGCUGCAGUACUUCUCGGGCAACCCUCUGCUGUAA
This is a messenger RNA of Myotis daubentonii (Daubenton's bat), 1085 nucleotides long. RefSeq names its product homeobox C11 (gene HOXC11). Gene Ontology annotation, molecular function: RNA polymerase II cis-regulatory region sequence-specific DNA binding; DNA-binding transcription factor activity, RNA polymerase II-specific. Gene Ontology annotation, biological process: anatomical structure development; regulation of transcription by RNA polymerase II. Gene Ontology annotation, cellular component: nucleus. NCBI's taxonomy places the organism in Eukaryota, Metazoa, Chordata, Mammalia, Chiroptera, Vespertilionidae. The record is from RefSeq and is a predicted model, not a curated record.